UUUUAAAUUGUUGCAAAAUUUAGUUCACAAAUUAAUUCGAAUCUCUUCAUCCUUGAAGGCAGAUACGGUAUGACUAAGCAUAUUUUUAAAACUGGGUUAAACCCCCCUGUUUCCUCCCCUCCCAAAAGGAGCUAUUGUACAAAAGCAGGCAGGACUUCAGGCUCCUUGCUAAUUUGCGAGGCAUUUCUCACAAUUACCCAGCAGAGAAGUUACACCUGGACAUCCACAAAGUUCAUCUUCCUUCUACGCUGAGCUUGAGACUCUGAAGAAUUUCCCAAAAGAUGGCAGGGAAACCUAAACUGCACUACACUCGAGGAAGAGGAAAAAUGGAAUCUAUCCGCUGGCUACUUGCAGCAGCCGGAGUUGAGUUUGAAGAACAAUUUCUAGAAAAGAAUGAAGAUUUGGAGAAGUUGCGGAGGGAUGGAUGCCUGCUUUUCCAGCAAGUGCCCAUGGUGGAAAUUGAUGGGAUGAAGCUGGUGCAAACGCGAGCCAUUCUCAGCUAUAUUGCAGCAAAAUACAAUCUCUACGGGAAGGAUUUGAAAGAAAGAGCACUGAUUGACAUGUAUGUGGAAGGAACCACUGAUCUGAUGGGAAUGAUAAUGAUGCUUCCUUUACAGCCUGCUGAAAAUAAAGAAAAGCAAAGAGCCUUGAUUAUUGAAAGAGCUACAACCAGAUAUUUUCCAGUAUAUGAGAAGAUUUUGAAAGACCAUGGACAAAAUUUUCUGGUUGGUAACCAGUUUAGUUGGGCAGAUGUUCAUCUCUUGGAAGCUAUCUUAAUGGUUGAAGAGUUCAAGUCUGAUGCUCUCACUAAAUUUCCUCUGCUGCAGGCUUUCAAAACAAGAAUAAGCAAUAUCCCUACAAUAAAGAAAUUCUUGCAGCCUGGAAGUCAAAGGAAACCUCCACUGGAUGACAACAUGCUGGCACAAAUAAAAAAAGUAUUCAAUUUGUAAAGGGUUUUUCCAAAUACUGACAUAUUUCUACUAACAUGUUUUUUCCCAAUAUAUUGCUGAUUUUAACUGACCCUAUUAUUCGAAAGAUAAACUAAGUAAAAUUGCAAUUCCUUUUAGUUUUAUAAUCAGUAAAAUCAAUAAUUUAGAUGAAAAAGAUUUUUGAAGGCCUUGCAUCUAAAAUUAUUGUGUAUAAUGCUGUUUUUUUUUCACACCAGCAAAUAAAUUCUAUCUUACCCCCCAGGAUAUUAUGUUAUUGCAGUUUGUACCUUUAAAAAAAGCCCCAGUGAUUCCUUAUUUGUAAUGCAUUAACUCCUGUCUCUGUAGUUGCUACUAUGUAAAAUGGAACUCUGCACAUCUUUACAGAAGUUAAUCCUGUCGAUUUAGAGCAAUGCAUUCUAGCCUACAAACAUUUCUCUACUAACGAAUCUUCAAAUUGCAAACUUUUGCUGAUGUGAACAAAUCAGUCCGCACUUGGGGGUUGGAAAAUGGACAAGUUUGUUAUGGCAAAAACACAUGUGGCACACUGGAAACCCGUCCCCCUCCUGACCCCUGGGACCCUCUAGGGUGGAGCUGCGGACAGACACAACACAGUUCUCACCCCACAUAAACGGUAGCAUUGCAGAAGAAUCUGACUUGGGCAGCAGCGGUGGGGAAGACAGGAAAGGGCCAGCUUCUAGUGUGCCACAUACAUUAAGAGCCAUGAUGGCACAGUGGUUAGAAUGCAGUAUUGCAGGCUGAUUCAGCCCACUGCUAGGAGUUCGAUCCUGACUGGCUCAAAGUUGACUCAAUCUUCCAUCCUUCUGAGCAGUAAUGGGUUCCACUUACCUUCGCUACCGGUUCAGAACCGGGAGCGUGCACAUGCACAGAACCUUCUGCGCAUGUGCAGAGCGUCCAUGACGAUGUCCGGGUGGGUGGGGGGAACCUCCUGCUGCCGCCACUACCAGUUUGCCCUGGUUUGGGGCGAAUUGGUAGAAACCCACCACUGCUUCUGAGGUCUAUAAAAUGAGGAGCCAGGUUGUUGGGGGCAAUAUGCUGGCUCUGUAAACUGCUUGGAGAGUGGUGUAAGGCACUAUGGAGUGGUAUAUAAGUCUUAGUGCUAUUGCUUUUACUAUAAUAUGAGGCAUGCCAGAAACUGACUCUCUCCCUCCAUGCCCUCUCCGGCCACCACUCAAAGCCCCAGACUGCUAUCCGUGUGAGGCAAGAUCUGUAAUACACAUAUUUUUAAGCUUGCUGGAUUUAUGAACUAAAUAGACUUACAAACAACCUCCUGGGACACAAGUAGAGUCAUAUCUGAAUUUGUUGGUAUCCUUUGACCAUUUGUUACCUCUGUAUAUAGUUCAUUAAUUUAUACUAAUCACAGCAGGUGGCACCAUCUUUUAAAAAAAAUUUUAAUUACAUUUCUCAGUGCUUAAUAUACAUCAUGUUGUCUGGGUAUUUAAUUCGCUUAACAAUACAUAUUACAUCCUUAAUCUCCACUUCUUUUUUCCAACCACUGAUAAAAUAGAUUCCAUGUUUGAUAAUAUUCUACAUAUUCUUUCUGUUUCAUUUUUAAUGUCCAUUUCUGCAUACGCUAGUAUCUUAAUUAUUUCUUUGUCAUGGUGUUUAUUUUUCCAGCAUUGCACAAAUACAAUCCUUGCUGCUGUCAAGAUGUGCAAUAUUAAAUACAUAUUUUUCUUAUCAAGUUUAUCUGAUAUUAUACCUAAUAAAAAUAGUUCAGGUUUAAAAUCUA
Pantherophis guttatus is the source of this 2679-nucleotide messenger RNA. Its product is annotated as glutathione S-transferase-like. Gene Ontology annotation, biological process: xenobiotic metabolic process; glutathione metabolic process. The record is from RefSeq and is a predicted model, not a curated record. Lineage: Eukaryota; Metazoa; Chordata; Lepidosauria; Squamata; Colubridae. Gene Ontology annotation, molecular function: glutathione transferase activity.